Messenger RNA from Equus caballus (horse), 3318 nucleotides. It is a transcript of the gene ACTMAP, whose product is annotated as actin maturation protease. The record is from RefSeq and is a predicted model, not a curated record. NCBI's taxonomy places the organism in Eukaryota, Metazoa, Chordata, Mammalia, Perissodactyla, Equidae.
CCCUCACGCGCUUUUCGCCAAUCGGGACGCGUCUUUUCCGGAGGCAGUCCUUUGGAAGCCCCACCUCUCCGCCCUCUCUGUCACGUGACCGCUGAAGGGGCGGGCCCGAGUUGCGAGUUCUACCACGUGACGUGGGAAAGGUUGUGUUCUGCUGCCGCCAUUUUGCGGGAAGGCGGAGGCUCCUUUUUCUUCCAUUCCCUGUGCCGGCGGUAUCGCGGUUCCCAGCGCCCUCCGAUUUCUGAGCCUUCCCCAGCCCACAAGACUUUUCCUGUGGCGCUCUGAUUCCAGGACCUUCUCCACCACUAGGCUGGUUUUCCUGCCAGGUGUCCUUUUGACCUCUUGACCUCUGACUCAAAGGUCAGCCAAGGUUCUGAACUCGGGCCUGGGAUGUGAGGGGUUACGGAGCCCGAACUCCCCAGGCUGCAGCCCUGGGUUUCUAAAUCCCACCCUUUAGGUGCCUCACCCCAAAUUUGAGCCUUCAUAUCCCAAAAUUGACCCCCGAAGUUUCCAUAUCUAGCCCGGAUAGUAAGUUAACCCCCACUCCCUUUCCCUCCCCGAGGCUUGCAGCCAGCUCUGUACCACAAAUCUGGCUCCGGAUGAAAGGACCCCACCCUGCUUAACCCUCAGAUCCCUCCUGAUUUGAGUCAGCCGCCAUCCCGGCUCCCAUGGUCCCAAUUUUACCCUGAUUCUUCCCAUGACUGCUCAGCCCUCAAAUUCGGGAACUCAGCUCUAAAAUCUUCAGUCUCCAUCCCUGAGACCAACUCAUUUUGGAGGAUCCUUCCCUCUCCCAUUCUCGAUUUUCCAACCCAUGCCAUAGACCCCAAAAUGAUUUCUCCAUGCCCUCCUCCUCCAGAGCCCCCAGCCCCUCCUCCAAAGGCACCUGCACCCCAGACCCCCAUCCUGCCACCUCCUCCCCUGCCCCCACAUCUCCCCGACUUAGCUCUUCCACCCCCUUCCUCGAGUCUUGAGGCCCCCGUUCCCCCGCCACCCCCACUGCCACCUCCACCCACCGCCCCAGGGGUUGCUCCCCCUCACGUCUACGGCCUGGAGAAGAGCCGGCUCCUGAAGGAGGCCUUGGAGAAGGCCGGCCCAGUCCCCAGGGGCAGAGAGGACGUCAAGAGGCUCCUGAAGCUGCACAAGGACCGUUUCAGAAGUGACUUGCGGUGGAUCCUCUUCUGUGCCGACCUGCCCUCCCUCAUCCAAGAAGGCCCUCAGUGCGGACUGGUGGCCUUGUGGAUGGCAGGCACUCUUCUGGUGCCCCCCAGCGGCAUCCCCCUGGAGAGACUCGUGCAGAUGGCCAUGGAGAGAGGCUACACAGCCCAGGGGGAGAUGUUCUCUGUGGCCGACAUGGGCAGGCUGGCCCAGGAGGCACUGGGUUGCCAGGCGGAGCUGCUCUGCGGUGGCCUGGGAGGUCCCAACCGAGACCAUGUCCUGCGUCACCUUGUCGCCGGACAUCCCUUGCUUAUCCCCUACGACGAGGACUUCAACCACGAGCCAUGUCAGAGGAGGGGCUGCAAGGCCCACUGGGCAGUGAGUGCAGGGGUCCUGCUGGGCGUGCAGCAUGUGCCAGGCCUGAGCUAUGCUGAGGACCCUGAGCUGCCAGGCCUCUUCCACCCAGCACCUGGCAUGCCCCACCAGCCACCAUCUCUACCGGAGGAAGGCUCGCCAGGAGCUGUCUACCUUCUCUCCAAGCAGGGCAAGAGUUGGCACUACCAGCUGUGGGACUACGACCAAGUCCGGGAUAGCAACCUGCAGCUGACGGACUUCUCGCCCACGAGGGCCGCCGAUGGCCGGGAGUAUGUGGUGCCUGCUGGUGGGGUGCGAGCCGGCCUCUGUGGCCAGGCCCUGCUCCUCAGACCACAGGACUCCAGCCCCAAGCCUGCUGCAGCCCUGAACCAGGGGACCGGGCCCCAGCCACAGCCUGGCUCUGUCACUGUUUGAAGAGCUCCCCAGGUUCUUGUUUUGUAUGACAGCCCAAGGGUUUGGGUUGGAUCUCUGAGGACCUCCAGCCAGAGAUCCUUCAUGCAGGGUCCCCCCCAGUCCAUCUAGUCCCAAUCCUGGCAUUAUCCCCACUCCCCCACCCCCAAGCCCAUCCCCCCAGUAUUGAGCACCUACUGUGUAGGCUGGGGUUACAGCCAGGAGCCUGACAAACCAGCUCCCUCUCUCCAGGAGAGACUGAUGACAGCUCAGACCCCAUGUCCUGUCCAUCACACCUCGAUGUUGCACCCAUCCGUUUCUCACUGGUGACGCCCCCCCCCCCCCAGACCACUGUCCUCUCUCUGGUCAUCUGCGGGAGCCCCCCCACUGGACCCCCUGCUGCCCCGUGGCUGUUCACAUGGAGCCAGGGCUGAGGGAGCAAAAAAACACCAACCAGAUCUUCCCACUUUCCACCAGAGAAGCUUCUAGCAGCUCCUUGUUGCUCACACGAUAGGGACUGAUCUCUCCCAGCCUCAGCUCGCUUCUCCUUGUCCUAGGCCGUUCUUCCUCACACUUUUGCCACCAGCCACACUGGCCUGUCAGGCCCCUGUCGUACCCCACUGCAGCCCUCUGCUAACUCCUUAACUGCCCCAUCAUGGCUGUCACUUCCUCAGGGAAGGUGCCCUCAGCCCUGGCUGGGCCCCUCUCCCAUCUCUGUGUUCUCCUGAUUUAAAAACAACAAGCAAAUCCUUCUGAGAACACUUACUACGUGCCAACCCCGUACCUGUGUUAAGCCAUGAAAUCCUCCAGGCCUGUAAGGAAGGUGCUAGAUCCUCUCCGUCUUCCAGAUGAGAGACUGAAGCCAGGAGAAGUGCAGCCACCGGCCUAAGGUCACGUGGCUCGGCAAGUCCCAGGGCCAAGAUUCAAACCAGGGAGUUAGUACCCAUACAGAUAUAUACGUAGAGCGAUUAUCAGUUUAGUGAAUACUUGUUGCCUUUACUCUGAAAGGGGAGGGAGAGGGAGAAAUCUGUCUUGGUCACUGCUCUGUCCCCGGUGCCCAGCAAAGAGUCUUAGCCAGAGCAACGGUUCAGUGUAGUGUUUCUAACCAGAAGUGUGGUGUCCCCCAUCCCAGCCCUGACAUUGGUUGGCACUGUCAGGUGUACUGGCCUGGGAGCCGCUGAGGGCAGAGCUUGGAGCUGCCUAGUGAUCACUGUGUCUCCUGCAUCAUCCAGCACAGAGCCAAGCACAAGAGUAACAGCUCGGUGACCACUGAUGACCGGACAGCCCAUGCCGAGCCUGCCUUUACCCCAGAUGGAUCAUUGUCCCCUUAACCCACCUGGCACUAAGGCUCAGAUCAGGAGCUUUGAGCCCGCACACCCCGAUGCAAAAGGAAAAACGCCA